AUGGCGGAGCCGCUGGCUCAAGACGUAUACGAGGAGUUGGUGAAGAAUGAGGUGGCUCUGAAGCUGUAUCAGGACAGCAAUAGGGAGCGGCUGCAGAUCGGGCUGAUGAUGGAGCUGGUAGAAGAGUCCCCGUCAGGUUUCUUGUCGGGCCUGGUCAAAUCACGAAAGGCAAAGACGGAGAUACAUGAGCUCCUUUUCAGCGGAAAGCAUUGUAAGGGUGCGAGAGAGAUUUUGAAGGCGGCAUCAAAGUAUUUCAGUGAAGCAUAUGCGGCCUCACCACAGCUAGAGCCCACCGAGCCGUGGCCAGUUGAGGUCGGACGUAAGUUACAGGAGACGGACCGAGGCAAACUCAGCACACCAUGGACGGAACAGGAGGUGACGGAGGCGCUUAGGGGUCUCCCCUCUGGAAAGGCUCCAGGGGAAGACGGGUUGCCAAAAGAGUUCUUCGAACGGAACUGGGACUUGCUGGGGCCGGCGGUGAUGAGGGAGGUCAAGGCUUUCGAGAAAACGGCGGUGUUCUCGGAAGCUUUCACGACGGCAGUGACCAUACUCCUACAUAAGAAAGGGGACAGAGCGGUGUUAAGCAACUACAGACCAAUUACACCCUUAAGCUUUUUCUACAAGCUGCUGGCGAAGGUGCUGGCGAAUAGAAUCAAGAAGGUGCUUCCGCGGGUGAUCUCUCUGAACCAAUUCGGUUUCCUCCCUGGCAGAAGCCUGAAGGACGCUGACUCUCUGGUUGCAGACGUAAUCGAUGCGGCGGCGGAAGAGGACGAGGACUGGCUGCUACUGCUCGUGGAUUUCUAG
Closterium sp. Yama58-4 is the source of this 804-nucleotide messenger RNA. NCBI's taxonomy places the organism in Eukaryota, Viridiplantae, Streptophyta, Zygnematophyceae, Desmidiales, Closteriaceae. The record is from the annotation of a GenBank genome assembly.